AGUCGCUCUCUGCGGACAGACCCAGGAACAUGUCCCCGCUGCUGCUGCUGCUGCUCGGCCUGCUGUCCCUCAUGCUGCUCGGGCUCCGCGGCAGGAAGAGGUCAGUUCACUUCAUCUCAUCAGCAGAUAACCACUGAUCUCUGAUCAGCAGGGGCGCAGCAGGUAUUCAGACCUUUGACUCAAGUAGAAGUACCAUUACAACAAAGUCCUGCAGUCCUGAUCCUGCUCUCAGUACAAGGACUGCCAGCUUCCUGUAGUUAAAGCAGUCUGGAGCAGAGUGAAGCUUGACGAGGAGGCACAACUAGACUGACUUCACAUAAAAGAAACGUUGGUUUAGUGUUUAAACCUGAUGAAUAUGAUGUUGAUCUGCUUAAACUUCAGUUGAACUUUCUAAUAAUAAGAACUUGUGUCAGAGCGAAGCGCUUCUCAGAGACAGAAACGAAUGAUCAAACAUCCGAGCAGCGAAAGACAAACAGGAAUUAUUUGUUCUGAGACGAAGACAGGCGCUCGGCUCGUGUCUUCGGGCGUUUCAGGGAGAGUAAUGUGAGGAGUGUCGAGGUCCUCCGGGUGCAGAUCCGCAGCCUGAGAGGACCGUCUGAAGACAUGCGUAUGGUGUUUCACUGAGGGGCCCCGGGCCCCGUGUUGGGAGCCACUCAGAGGAAAACCUGCUCUCUCCUACAGGACACUGCGGGACAGUUUGAGUAUCGUCAGUUUGGGGGAUUGUCCUGAUUUCAGAUCAGCUGAACUCUGGCGCCCCGGGGGGUUUUUCCACUCUUAAUGUGCACCAGCUGCUCCCUCCGCUGAGGUUUCUGUUUGACUUCGUCCUCUGUGUUCCUCUUCGCUUCAGCAGAACACACAAGGGGCCCAAAACAAAGAGCUUAAAGCGGCUAUGGGGGGGGGGGGGGGCGUGCAGGGCAGAGCUGAACACGUUAGUCCAGUCUGCCGGACCCACUGAUCCUUUCUCUGGCUGAGGUUUGUGGCCCCGGCCCCGAGAUAUCAGUAACUGCUGAGUAUCGAUUGAUCCGUGGUGCUGACGUAGCAGUCCGUUUCACGUUAGACGUCCAUCAGGUGACACCAACACGCCUCCUGAUGAAGCGUCAUGUGACUCUGCAGCUGCUGCAGGUGUGAAGCAGGAAGCGGGUCGAUAUCGUGUUCGACACGACUACUUUAUUUAUACGUAACUGUUGUGUUGACGUCAGUUAGUGCAGAAAGAACUCUGCAUCUGUUUGAAAACCCGUUAGAUGGUUCCAGGUUCUUCCGUGUGAGGACAUCUGACUGCGUCACCUCGUGACACAGUUUUAUAGACCGAACAGCGAAUGGAUCUCAUCGACUGAUCGGUAAUGAGAACACCGCUGUGAGUCACAUGGGUCACUUAAAUGGAUCGCCGCUUCGCUCUCAGACGCGCCUUUCCUCCGCUGACAUCGCACAAGCGUUCGGACGCGAGAUUGGACGUUUUGUCACUUCACAGACGAAAGGAUUGAACCAGCUGCUGAGUGACAGUACUGGUUCCUGGGCGUGCCGGCCGCUGAGCGAGCGUGCACGAGCUGAACCCAGAUGACAGGAUCGUGUGUGUGUGUGUGUGUGUGUGUGUUGGAUAAGAAGUGGGUCAGCAGGACGUCCUCUCUCCUCAGGCAACAAACCGGCAGCUCUCAGGAGGAAGCUGAAAAUCUGAUAAUCACAUUCCUUUGCGUUUAAUGACCAGAGGCUGGAAACAGGGGGACGCUGGUGGUUUCUGCACCUUCAGACAGUGAGACGCCUUCACACGUCUGCUCUUGUUUCAGGACGAGCUGAAGCCGGCGAGGCUCGGCUGCGCUCUGCCGCCAGCUUUACUUCAUACUGCACACAUCAGCGUUUGGGCUCGUGUUUCCGUCUUCACGGUAAAAACCAUCCUGUCCGACAUCCUGUUCACAGGUCAGUCACCGUGAACAAUGAAACGCCGGAGGACAAGAAAAGCCUCCAACAUCAACACGUCCAAGAGCCAGAAAACACAAACCACUGAGUGUGUGAGCGAACGUUCGGUGGUCACUUUAUUAGGGACACCUGAACAAUCUGAUGCAAACGAAGCGCAACAGCUCCGCCAUGAAUGCUGCCGUAAAGGAACAGUUCAACAUUCAGUGAGCUGCCUGAUGAACGUGUUGGAUCUCGUUGCUCAGCUCACAGUGAUGUCAACGCUCCCGGCCGGGAAGUAGUCCAGACACAAGCCUCCGUGGAACCGCACCUUGUUUUUACACUUCGUGUGGACUCAUACAUCAGAAAUGUAGAUUUUUGGCAGAGCUGUUGUUGGCUUGCAUUCGAUUGUUCAGGUGUACCUAAUGACCUACCUGACCUCAUCCCGGCGUUUAUCGCAUUCAAGAUACAUACGAAAUGGCGAGCCUCCGCUGAUAAAAGGCUGGAUUCCUUUCAUUGGAAAGGCUCUGGAGUUUGGAAGAGAUGCCCAUAAAUUUCUCGAAGAACAUAAGAAGAAGUUUGGAGACAUUUUUACAGUACAGAUAGCAGGUAAAUACAUGACCUUCAUCAUGGACCCUUUACUAUAUCCAAACAUCAUCAAACAUGGCCGGCAGCUGGACUUCCACGAGUUCUCCAACAAGGUGGCGCCCUUCACCUUCGGCUACCCCCCCGUCGUCAGCGGGAAGUACCCCGGCCUGAAGGAGCAGAUCAGCCGCUCCUUCCAGCUCCUCCAGGGAGACAACCUCACGACCCUGACGGAGAGCAUGAUGGGUAACCUCAUGCUGGUGUUUCGUCAGGACCACCUGGGUGAGAGGCCGGGGGAGGAUGGCGGCUGGAAGAGCGGCAGCAUGUACGAGUUCUGUAACUCGGUCAUGUUCGAGGCCACCAUCCUCACCCUGUACGGCAGGCCGGCGUCCGCCAGCCGCCACAGCGGGAUGGGCGAGCUGAGGAAGGACUUCGUCAGGUUUGACACCAUGUUUCCACUGCUCAUCGCUCAGAUCCCCAUCUGGCUGCUGGGACAGACCAAGACGAUCCGCGAGAAGCUGAUCAACUACUUCCUGCCGCACAGGAUGUCGUGUUGGUCCAACACUUCACAGUUCAUCAGGAGACGAUCGGAGGUGUUUGAGCAGUACGACACAUUGAGGGACGUCGAUAAAGCAGCUCAUCACUUUGCCAUCCUCUGGGCGUCUGUGGGGAACACCGUCCCCGCCUGCUUCUGGGCCAUGUACUACCUGGUGAGUCACCCCGAGGCGCUGGAGGUCGUCCGCCAGGAGAUCCACGACGUCCUGAGACUCAGUGGAGUCGAGUUCAGCAGCGACAAAGACCUGACGCUCAGCAGAGACCAGCUGGAGAAGCUUCUUUAUCUGGAGAGCGCCGUCAACGAGAGCCUCCGUCUGUCCUCGGCCUCCAUGAACAUCCGUGUUGCUCAGGAGGACUUCAGUCUGCAGCUGGACAGCAAGCGUUCAGUGGCCAUCAGGAAAGGAGACAUCAUCGCCCUCUACCCUCAGAGUAUGCACAUGGACCCCCAGAUCUAUGAGGAGCCCCAGACGUUCCGGCUCAACCGCUACAUCCAGGACGGCAGAGAGAAGACAGACUUCUACAAGGACGGUCAGAAGCUGAAGUAUUACCGCAUGCCGUUCGGCUCCGGCUCCACUAUGUGUCCCGGACGAUACUUCGCCGUCAACGAGAUCAAACAGUUCCUGUGUCUCCUGCUGCUCUACUUCGACCUGCAGCUGGAGGAAAGUCAGACCAGAGCCACUCUGGACUCCAGCAGAGCCGGACUGGGCAUCCUGCUGCCCACCACAGACAUACGUUUCCGGUACAGACUGCACACAGUCGAACCAGGACAGUGAUGAAACUGUGUGUGUUAUUGGCUUGCCGCAUCCAUGUCCAAUCAGGCAACUGCAUAAGGCGGACAUAAUGUAUAUUUUUAAAAUACCGUAAGCAGAGCCCCAAUUAAAAGCCAAGCCCCUUUUACUGGCCCGGUGUGGUCUCAAUCAGACACCAGGUCUGGUUUUUAUGGAAGUUCUUUGGAUGUAUAAAACCUCUUAAAGCCCACCGAGUCGCCCUCUCGAGCUACUUCUAAGCCGCUACAAGUAUAAAUGUUUAAACUUUUGUCAAUAUGGACGUGCUACACAUCGUUAGAUCGGUUGGAUUCUCCACAAUUCAGUUCAGUUCAUUUUAGGGAAACUAUGAGCACCAAAGUAUAAUUCAUUCAGAUCUUACCGGUCUGCGUGGUAAACAAGAGAGACAAAGCAAAGUGGUGACUCGCUACCUUUGGAGCGGUCAUAAAGUCCAAAUACGUGUCCAUUCCUCGAUUAUUUAUAUUCCUUUAGUCCGUAAGGGUCCACCGAUCAAAAGAAUCAAAACAGGUUUUCAUAAAAAUAUAUCCAAGUUGAGUAACCUUGCUUUAUUUCCACUCAGUAUCAGCACAUCCUGUUAGCGUGCCCUGCACUUUAGUGGUCUGAACGCCUAAUACUCCACAACCCAAAAAAUGUGAAAGUUUGAUAUAUUUAGAGGUUUGGACCAGGGAAUACCGAGGCAACACAACGCUCAGGCUUCCCGGGACUACUCUGUAAGAAUUUGUCAAAAAACUGACAAAGUAAAAGUGAUUUUUGGGGGGAUGUUUUGGGCAUUUUUUUGCCUUUGAUUGACAGUAUAUCGUCAAGAGGCAGGCAGGAAAAAUAGCCAAAGACGCAUCAAAGGUCCCCGGCCGGAUUCAAACCGGGAAUGUCAAGGAAGUCUAGUCUGUUGUGGAUAAAUGUCUUAGGAGGACAAGAUCAGUGUUGUAGUUUCCAGGAUUCCUCUUUUAUUUGUCACGUCAUGCCUCCAGCAUUACAAAUAAAAGCAAGAAUAAAGUGCUGCUUGGCACAAAGUCACGUAAUUUGUGGGAGAAAGUUGUAGCCUGUGUCCAAAACACUCCCUAUUUACUACAUAAUGCACCUUAUUUACUGUGUCGUCCAUUUCUUACUGUAUCGAGCCGUUUAUACUGAACAAUCAUCUCUCUCUUAUAGGAAUAGCAGAUUAUACUGAGGUGUAAAUACUACACGAAACUAAGCACUGAUAUCAACCUAUAAAGACAGCAUCACUGAACAUUCCAGUAAUUUUAAAGGUACACAGUGUUUUAAUGUUACUUUUUUAAUAAUUUGUUUAUUUUGUGUUUUUGUAUUUUGUGUUUUGUGUUACUCUACAGCUGUUGAUACUAACGUUAAAGCAACAGUCCAACAUUUCAGUGAAUCUCCAGUCUUCUCCAGAGUCAGAUGUUUCAGAUGGAUAUCAGAAAGGUUCAGGACGAGUUUAGCCUAGCUUAGCACAAAGGCUGGAAGCAGGGGGAAACUGCUAGCAUAUAGUUCCAUCAAAAGAGAAAACAUCCACCUUCCAACAACUCUAAAGCAUUUGUUAGCAUUUUGUAAUGCUAACCAGCAGUAUAAAAACUUCACGCUGCUAGCUUUCUAUGAGAAAGACUCAGCAAGCUGUUAGCAGAGUUCAGACGCAGAUAGCUCUAUAGUUAGCAUUAACCAGCCAACUAAAGAUUAGCAUUAUGCCAUAACGGGUUAGCUUGAGUGCUAACUGCCUCCUCUGCCACAAAGUAUAGCACUUAGCAGAUAGCUGGUUGAAUGCUAAAUUAAAUGGCAGCUUUUAUGGCAUUUAACAGAUACAGUAUCAUGAUUCAAAAUGUUAGCAUUAGCAAAAGCUAGCCUAAAAUAAUCCACCUUCCAGCCGUUCCGAGUGUCUGACUUACAUGCUGUUUGUUGAACAGGUGUAGAAAUAGGAAUGUAAAAAGGAGACAUUGUGGUUUUAGCAGCGUUAGCUUGGGAGCUAUUUGACUGCUCACAGUGGUGCUGGUUUGAUCUCUGCUGACUAAGCUGGUUAGCUAACAAGAUAUAACUAAAUACAAUUAAAUCCAAUAAUAAUAUAAUAAUAACAGCAGUGGGGCGCCUGCUCCAAGGUGGCUAACAAGAGGAUUUCCUAAAAUGUGGGAUUGUUCCUUUAUGCCACGAACAGUGUGACUGUGUAACUUCAACUGUUUAAAUAUUCAGCGAAUCAGCUGAUGGCAGCUGUAAAAAAUCCUUUCACUCCUCCAGCGUAAUGGACUCGCCGAUUCUCUCCCGCAGCGCUAAUCUCAGGAGGCAUGUUAGCUGCUCGCAAGACACAGAUUUCACUACACAAAGCUUUUCUUAAAUCUCAGUGUUGUAUUCCAGCGAUCAGUUGCUGCGAAAGUUGCCUGACUGAGGGACAUUUUAAUAUCGUUAAUGAAACAGUUGUUCAGAACAGAAACGUUCUUUGACUUGGCAUGUACUACGAUUUGAGAGCAGCGCUUCAGCAGCCGGUGCACAUGUUGAUGUUUGAGAAUAUGUUGUAGUUUUUAAAAGAUGACACACUGUGAACCACUUCCCUGUCGGCCUCGUGAAUAAUAAACACCUUUGGACCCUGA
Siniperca chuatsi (mandarin fish) is the source of this 6382-nucleotide messenger RNA. RefSeq names its product cytochrome P450 7B1 (gene cyp7b1). The coding region runs from base 2313 to 3800 and encodes 495 amino acids. Gene Ontology annotation, biological process: cholesterol homeostasis; bile acid biosynthetic process. Lineage: Eukaryota; Metazoa; Chordata; Actinopteri; Centrarchiformes; Sinipercidae. Gene Ontology annotation, molecular function: steroid hydroxylase activity; heme binding; oxidoreductase activity, acting on paired donors, with incorporation or reduction of molecular oxygen. The transcript is spliced from 6 exons. The record is from RefSeq and is a predicted model, not a curated record.